AUGAGGAAGCCGGAAACGCGGAUGGGUGGGGAGCCUGGCCAGGGCCCUGGCAGCAGCUCCCCAGCUGAGCAGGUGAAAGCCCUUGUGGACCUGCUGGCCGGGAAGGGCAGUCAAGGCCCUCAGGCCCUGCAGGCCCCCAGCAGGAUGCCGGACUCUCUGCUGGGGACCCAUGGUAACAAGCUGCGGCUACAGAGGCACCGCGAGGCCCUGCUGAGCCGAGCAGGAGGUGGCCCAGAGCCAGGCGGCCCCCCGCCCCGGCUGACCAGCCUCCUGCUGGUGGAGGGCCUGACAGACCUGCAGCUGAGGGAACACGACUUCACGCAGGUGGAGACCACCCGCGGGGGCCAGCGACCCACCAGGACCAUCCCCCUGGACAGGCUGUUCCUGCCCCUGUCCCGGGUGUCCAUCCCGCCCCGUGUCUCCAUCACCGUCGGGGUGGCGGGCAUGGGCAAGACCACCCUGGUGAGGCACUUUGUUCGCCUCUGGGCCGGGGGGCAGGUGGGCAAGGACUUCUCGCUGGUGCUGCCCCUGACCUUCCGGGACCUCAACACCUACGAGAAGCUGUGCGUGGACAGGCUUGUCUGCUCUGCCUUCCCGCACAUCGGGGAGUCCGGGCUGGCUGUGGCGGCCCCAGCCAGGGUCCUUCUCAUCCUGGAUGGCUUGGAUGAGUGCAAGACACCCCUGGACUUCUCUAACACCGUGGCUUGCACGGAUCCCAAGAAGGAGAUCCAGGUGGACCACCUGAUCACCAACAUCAUCCGAGGCAAUCUCUUUCCAGAAGUCUCUGUCUGGAUCACAUCCCGGCCCGGUGCCGCCGGCCAAAUCCCAGGCGGCCUGGUGGACCGGAUGACGGAGAUCCGGGGCUUCACGCAGCCGGAGAUGGAGGAGUGUCUGCAGCAGGUGUUCCCUGAGGACCAGAGCCUGCCGGGCUGGGUCCUGAGCCAGGUGCGGGCCAACCAGGCGCUGUACCUCAUGUGCGCCGUGCCGGCCUUCUGCCAGCUCGCGGGCGCGGCGCUGGGCCACUCGCGCCGCAGCAGGCUGGCAUGCCAGGACACAGCGCCGUGGCCUCCCAGGACCCUGGCUGAGCUUUACGCUUGGUACUUUAGGAUGGCCCUGAGCAGGGAGGGGCAGGACAAGGGCAAGGCCAGCCCUCGGAUCGAGCAGCUGGCCCAGGGCGGCCGCAGGCUGGUGGGGACCCUGGGCCGGCUGGCCUUCCACGGGCUGGUGAAGAAGAAGUACGUAUUCUACGAGCAGGACAUGAAGGCGCUCGGUGUGGACCUGGCUCUGCUGCAGGGGGCCCUGUGCAGCUGCUUCCUGCAGCGCGAGGAGACGCUGGCCUCCUCAGCCGCCUACUGCUUUGCCCACCUGUCCCUGCAGGAGUUCGUGGCAGCCACCUACUACUAUGGUGCGUCCAAGAGGGCCAUCUUCGACCUCUUCACGGAGAGUGGCGUGUCCUGGCCCAGGCUGGGCUUCCUCACGCACUUCCGGAGCGCGGCCCAGCGGGCCAUGCAGGCUGAGGACGGCCGGCUAGACGUGUUCCUGCGCUUCCUCUCGGGCCUCUUGUCACCCAGGGUCAACACGCUGCUGGCCGGCUCCCUGCUGGCCCCAGGGGAGCACGAGAGCUACCGGGCACAGGCAGCCGAGCUCCUGCAGGGCUGCCUGCGCCCCGGGGCUGCCGUUGGUGCCCAGGCGGUGAAUGUCCUGCGCUGUCUACAUGAGCUGCAGUGCACGGAGCUGGCCCACAGCGUGCAGGAGGCCAUGGAGCGUGGGGCCCUGGCUGGGCUGAGCAGCCCCUCGCACGGCGCUGCCCUGGCCUACCUGCUGCAGGUGUCUGACGCCUGUGCCCAGGAAGCCAACCUGUCCCUGUGCCUCAGCCAGGGUGUCCUCCAGAGCCUGCUGCCCCAGCUGCUCUACUGCGAGAGCCUCAGGCUGGACAACAACCAGUUCCAGGACCCCGUGAUGGAGCUGCUGGGCAGCAUGCUGAGUGGGAAGGACUGUCGCAUCCAGAAGAUGAGCCUGGCUGAGAACCUGAUCAGCAACAAAGGGGCCAAAGCUCUGGCCAGAUCCCUCCUGGUCAACAGAAGCCUGACCGCUCUGGACCUGCGCAGUAACUCCAUUGGGUCACAAGGGGCCAAGGCCCUGGCAGACGCUCUGAAGAUUAACCGCACCCUGACCUCUCUGAGCCUCCAGGGCAACGCGAUCAGGGAUGAUGGCGCCAGGUCCGUGGCUGAGGCCCUGGCCUCCAACAGGACGCUCUCCGUACUGCACCUGCAGAAGAACAGCAUCGGGCCUGCGGGAGCCCAGCGGAUGGCCGACGCCCUGAAGCAGAACCGGAGCCUGAAGGAGCUCGUGUUCUCCAGUAACAGCAUAGGCGAUGGAGGUGCCAAGGCCCUGGCAGAGGCGCUGAAGGUGAACCAGGGCCUGGAGAGCCUGGACCUGCAGAGCAACUCCAUCAGCGACGUGGGAGUGGCAGCACUGACAGAGGCCCUCGGCGCCAACCAGACCCUCCUCCACCUCAGCCUGCGUGAGAACUCCAUCAGCCCAGAGGGUGCCCAGGCUCUGGCUCACGCGCUCUGCACCAACAGCACCUUGGAGAACCUGGACCUGACAGCCAACCUGCUCCAGGACCAGGGCGCCCAGGCCAUCGCAGUCGCAGUGGGAGGAAACCGUGCCCUCAGGUCUCUGCACCUGCAGUGGAACUUCAUCCAGGCCGGUGCUGCCAGGGCCCUCGGGCGCGCUCUACAGCUCAACAGGAGCCUGACCAGCUUAGAUCUACAGGAAAACGCCAUUGGGGACGAAGGUGCCUCGGCGGUGGCUGGCUCUCUGAAGGUGAACACGGCGCUCACAGCCCUCUAUCUCCAGGUGGCCUCCAUUGGUACCCGGGGGGCCCAGGCACUUGGCGAGGCCCUGGCUGUGAACAGAACCUUGGAGAUCCUUGACCUACGAGGGAAUGCCAUCGGGGUGGCCGGAGCCAAAGCCCUGGCAAAGGCCUUGAAGGUAAACUCAAGCCUCCGGAGACUCAACCUGCAGGAGAACUCCCUGGGCAUGGACGGGGCGAUCUGUGUGGCCACGGCGCUGUCCGGAAACCACGGGUUGCAGCACAUCAAUCUCCAGGGAAACCAGAUCGGGGAAUCUGGUGCCAGGAUGAUCUCAGAGGCUAUUAAGACAAACGCUCCCACGUGCAUGGUGGACAUGUGA
This is a messenger RNA of Lepus europaeus (European hare), 3198 nucleotides long. It is a transcript of the gene NLRC3, whose product is annotated as NLR family CARD domain containing 3. Gene Ontology annotation, biological process: negative regulation of canonical NF-kappaB signal transduction. Gene Ontology annotation, cellular component: cytosol. Gene Ontology annotation, molecular function: protein binding. The transcript is spliced from 17 exons. The record is from RefSeq and is a predicted model, not a curated record. The coding region runs from base 1 to 3198 and encodes 1065 amino acids. NCBI's taxonomy places the organism in Eukaryota, Metazoa, Chordata, Mammalia, Lagomorpha, Leporidae.